AUGGACUUGCUUUGCCAAAAGUUGUUCUCAUUCCGGCUGGAGUGGACUGUAGUUUCGACCUCAGCUCGGUUUUAUCAACAUCCCCAGCAGGAGACAAACCGUGACCGUGCGGCAUGUAAGCUUGACACGUUAACCACGAGUUCGACUCCUUCUAAGGCUGUUGAUAAGAUAGAUGCGAGGACAUUUGAAGUGCCGCCCGAUAGUUGGACAAUCUGGCUUGUGUUUACUUUCCAUAAGGUUACACUUCUCGACCCAGGAGGCGCACACAAUCACGAUUACCGCCAAACCGCAACGGUCAAGCCUCACACGGCCAGUCUUCGGGGACCCGUUUAUACUCAGUGUAAAACAAUCCGUCGUCGUGGUCACUGUUUACGUCAUUUGGACCAGCGCACCGAGCUAAUCCACAUAAAUACACACGUACACACACACAUAUAUAUAUAUAUGGACACACACACACACACAUGCUUUGCAGCUAUGGCGCUGGUGGACUUCCCAGGGUCUCCUGCUGCCUUGUGCCAAUCAUGUCCGCGGAGGGGUCUCUACGCCUAUACCACAGUGCACCAUUGGCGAACAGGAAUAAACGAGCAUUUACGAAAAGUGGAAGACCUCUUAUCUGCCGGUUGCUGCUCUGUUUGGAGUAACUCUUCAUUCAUCACUCUCGCUCCAUUUAUCUGGCACUAUUGGCACAAUAAACAUCUAUUUAGAUUACCGCGUCGAUCACACAAUUCUUGGAGGAAUUGGCAUAAGAAGGUCCUAUCUUCGUUUGAGUUUGGAGGUGGAAAAGGAAAAGGUCGAGGUGUUUUGCCUCUUUCGGUUGGUCUACCUCCAGACUUGAGCCCUGUAUAG
Messenger RNA from Protopolystoma xenopodis, 846 nucleotides. The record is from the annotation of a GenBank genome assembly. NCBI's taxonomy places the organism in Eukaryota, Metazoa, Platyhelminthes, Monogenea, Polystomatidea, Polystomatidae.